Molecule: messenger RNA, 1398 nt
Organism: Mesorhabditis belari
Lineage: Eukaryota; Metazoa; Nematoda; Chromadorea; Rhabditida; Rhabditidae
Source: the annotation of a GenBank genome assembly
AUGAAAACUCUCAUUUUCCUACUUGGGUUCUUAUUUUGUUUGACCAAAUCGGCUCCGGAGAACGAGCGGAUCACGAGUUUGCCGAAUUUCAAAGGAAAUCUCCCAUUCAAGCAAUAUUCCGGAUAUGUUGAUAUAAAUCCGACAAAAAGCUUGUAUUAUUGGUACGUCGAGUCACAAAACAAACCAGACACCGAUCCAGUGGUCUUGUGGCUAAAUGGUGGACCUGGAUGUUCGUCGUUGCAAGGGUUGACCGUUGAAUUGGGCCCUUUCCGAGUCAACAAUUUCGGCGAAGAGGUGGUGUUGAAUCCGUACUCCUGGAACAAGUACGCUAACAUCAUCUUCCUGGACGCACCGGCCGGUGUCGGUUUCUCGGUUCGACGAGACGGCUUGUGGAAUUACACGGAUGAUGAAGUGGCAAAUGAUAAUCUCAUUGCAAUGAUGUUGUGGUUUGGGAAAUUCCCGGAGCGUCGCGCAAACGACUUCUAUGUGGCUGGUGAGAGUUACGGUGGAACUUAUGUGCCAAUGUUGGCUCAAAGAUUGUCGAAUGACUGGAAGAAUUUCCCGAACUUCAAAGGUUUCUUUGUCGGCAAUGGUUGCCUCAAUUCACAGCUCGAGUUCAACUCACUGAUCCAAUACAGUUACAAUCACGGGUUCAUCGAUGAAACAUUCUACCGCAACUCCGUUCAAAAAUGUUGCACCAGUGGUGAUUGUGACUUCUAUGCAAUGGCCAACAAUGAUAAACAUCCGUGCACGAAUAUUUCAAUGGAUCUCUACUAUUCGAACUACUACACCGGCUUGGAUCCUUAUUUCCUCUACUUCACCUGCUAUUUGACUGAUCAGCCCCAAGUAUCCUCCCCACCCAUGGCGAUAAUCAAACAGAAAACGAAAGCGAUCAAGGGAAAGAAAUAUCCAAAAUUGGACACCCUUCCCUCUUGUGCUCACUACAAUGAUAGUACUGUGUAUUUGAUGAGACAAGAUGUGAGAGCUGCUCUUCAUAUCCCUUCUGAUGUACAACCGUACAGCAAUUGCAAUGACGCGAUCGCUGAAGAUUACAUUCAACAAUAUUUGGACAUCUCACCGUUCGUCAAAGAAGUUAUCUACUAUCGGAAAAAGGUGAUGUUCUUCAACGGUGACAUCGAUUCUGUAUGCAACGUGGUCCACAAUGAGCAAUUCGUGCAACGAUUGGGAUAUAAGCUUUUGAAAGCAAAAGAACCUUGGAAUGAUAAUGACCAACUUCCACCAGCAAUCGGCAUGUUGACACGAUAUGAUGGCGUCGACCUCUUGACGAUUCGCGGUGCCGGUCAUUUCACGUCGUCGGCAAACGAGAAACCGAAAGAGUCCCUUCAAAUGUUCUACAAUUUUAUCAAUGGAAAUGACUACAGUCAACCGAUACCAAAA